AAAUAGAAAAAAAAACAAAAUCUUCAUUUCUUCGCUCUUUGCAUCUGUUUACUGUUCAGUCUCGUCUCUCCUUUUUUCCUCUAAUGGCGACCGGCGCUGCCUCAUUUUCGUUGUUAGGUGCAACUCAUGUCAAAGCAUGCGAAGCUUGGUCUGGAAAGUCCUCCUCAUUUGUCAAGACACCUAUGGUGGCUAUUCAAAGGAAAUCAAACUCUCAGGGAACAAAUGCUGCCAAGUUGUCUAUUCGUUCAGACUACAGUGAUCGAAGAGGUGGAGGUGGCGGCGGUGGUGAUUUUGUUGCUGGUUUGCUUUUGGGAGGUGCAAUAUUUGGAACGCUUGGCUAUAUAUUUGCUCCACAGAUACGGAGGUCAUUGCUCAAUGAAGAUGAAUAUGGUUUUCGGAGAGCCAAGCGACCAAUAUACCAUUAUGAUGAAGGUUUAGAGAAAACUAGGCAGACUUUGAACAAAAAGCUAGAUCAACUGAAUAGUGCCAUUGACAAAGUAUCUUCGCGGUUGAGAGGUGGUAACAAAAUGCCUCCAGUGCCUGUUGAGACUGAUCCAGAAGAAGCUACUAUGUGAGAACUGGUUUUAUUUUCCCCCUAUUAAUCAUAGGAUUAUACAGAGGUGGAAAUACGGGGCUACUGAAAUUAUGUGGUAUAUCUUAAACGGAUCUUGAAUUUUCCAGUCUUACCAGACUUUUAUCGUCGUUUUGAAUCUUUUGGGAGGUUUGAUUGUGGAACAUUAAAGAAAGAAAACAGAGCAUAAAUUUCCAGAGCUGA
Messenger RNA from Nicotiana attenuata, 775 nucleotides. RefSeq lists its product as uncharacterized. Gene Ontology annotation, cellular component: chloroplast thylakoid membrane; chloroplast inner membrane. Bases 84 to 575 code for a protein of 163 amino acids. NCBI's taxonomy places the organism in Eukaryota, Viridiplantae, Streptophyta, Magnoliopsida, Solanales, Solanaceae. The record is from RefSeq and is a predicted model, not a curated record. The transcript has 5 exons.